Molecule: messenger RNA, 981 nt
Organism: Lolium rigidum
Lineage: Eukaryota; Viridiplantae; Streptophyta; Magnoliopsida; Poales; Poaceae
Exons: 3
Coding region: 1-981 (326 amino acids)
Source: RefSeq, a predicted model, not a curated record
AUGGCGCUCACCCGCUGCCUCCCCAUCCUCCUCCUAGUCGCCAUGACGGCGACCGCCGGUGCCUCUGAGGACCGAGCCGACUUCUACGUGAGCAAGUGCUACCCGCCACCGACGCCCACCGCGGACAACGGCGGCGCGUUCCGCGGGAACCUCCUCUACCUCCUCGACGCCCUCCCUACAGUCGCCGGGCCGACGGGCUUCGCCUCCCUCUCCCUGCAGACCGCCGGCAGUGCCGUCACCGACCGCGCGUUGGUUCGCGGCCUCUGCUUCGGCGGCUCCGCGCCCAAGCCGUGCCGCCGCUGCCUGUCCAACGCCGGCAAGAAGAUCACCGAGCAAUGCGGCGACGCCAGCCGGCGCGCCGGCUUCUGGGACGAGCGUUGCUUCUUGGGCUACGCCGAAGGCGCCAACUACUCCUCUGCCGGUGCGGACGACGACUUCGGCGCCGUGGUCUUCUCCGGCGACACUGUCCCGAGCCCCGAUAUCGUCAGCGUGCGGAGGCUCGAGGCGCUGGCGCAGUCCCUGGCCCCGCGGGCCGCGAAGGGUUCGGUGGCCACCGCCGACGCGACCACUCCGGCGAGCAAAGGCGUCAUUACAGCUGGAAACCGCACGGUGCGUGUGCUGGCGCUGUGCGCGAGGGACCGCGCCGCGGCGGACUGCGCCAGUUGCCUGCGGGAUGCAUCGCUAGUGGUGGCAAAGAGCUGGGAGGUGGACGGCGGCGCUCAUGGACGUGUGGCCGCGGUCCUCGGCUCGAACUGCUACUUGCGGUUCGAGAUAUCGACUCCAUUGCUGCUCAUCAUCAGAAGGAUGAUAAACGAUAACCCGGUUCUUUCCGCGUCCGUUGCCUUUCUGAUCGUCUUGGUCAUCGGCGCGGUGAUCAUUGAUGGCUUCGCUCGGAGGACGAUAAAGGCCAGGAACAACAAUAGGAAUGCUGCAGCAGCAACGCCAGCUCUGGGCAUGUCUGGCAUAAAGACGAUGAAAUAA